CCUAGACACUCUCUCCAUAAUAGAGAGUGAUCUGGAGUCUUCAAUUCGGUAUCCUACAGCAAUACCACCAUUGACACAAUUCCUUGCUGUGUUACAUUUUUUGGCUACAGGCUCUUAUCAGCAUGUGGUUGGAGACCUGGCUGGCAUGUCGCAGGGCCAGUUCAGUAAGGUCCUGCGGCGUGUCUGCCAGGCUUUCCUAAAGCGUGUGAAGCAAUUUAUUGCUAUGCCUUUGGAUGUUGGUGCCCUAGAUGUGGUGAAGCGGCAAUUUGAGGAAGGUGGUAGUCGCUUCCCACAUGUUAUUGGGGUUGUGGAUGGCACACAUGUAGCUAUUCAGCCACCAAGACAUAAUGAAGAAAUUUUUAGAAACAGGAAACUGUUUCAUUCUCUGAAUGUAAUGGUUGUUUGUGGGCCAUCCCUCCAGAUCCUUUCCCUGAAUGCAAAGUUUCCCGGAAACUCCCAUGAUGCGUAUGUCAUUAGACAAUCAGGGAUAUGGCACAGAUUAAGAUCAAGUCAACGAGCAGACAUGUGGUUAUUGGGAGACCGUGGAUAUCCUUGCACCCCCUGGCUCAUGACUCCUUACCGUAAUCCCAGGCCAGGACCACAGACGGCAUUUAACUCCGCGCUUACUGCAACUAGGCAGCUGGUGGAGCGCACAAUUGGGGUCCUUAAAGGCCGGUUUCGUGUGCUCCACCGCACUGGUGGCGACAUCAUGUAUUCGCCGGAGAUGGCAAGUAAACUAGUGGUCCUGUGCGCUAUACUACACAACAUCGCGGUAAGGAGUAGCGUAGAGCUUCCUCAGACAGAGGAAUUGCCUGAUGAGGAGCCAGGGGUUGUCCGACACUUCGGUGGGGGGAGUGUUACACGGAGGGGGAGCGAAGUCAGGGCAAGCAUUGUUGCAGAAUAUUUCAGCUGAAUGAUCACACAAACUGUGG
Messenger RNA from Pseudophryne corroboree (corroboree frog), 932 nucleotides. Its product is annotated as putative nuclease HARBI1. The transcript is spliced from 3 exons. NCBI's taxonomy places the organism in Eukaryota, Metazoa, Chordata, Amphibia, Anura, Myobatrachidae. Bases 146 to 913 code for a protein of 255 amino acids. The record is from RefSeq and is a predicted model, not a curated record.